GUCCUCUGCUCCCUGGUUGCUCUAAAGAAACGGGAAUAUGAAGUUUUUGGACCUUUUUGGGCGCUUAAAAUCCGUGGUUAUUGGAAUGAUUCAUGUCAAAGCCUUACCAGGCACCCCCCUGGGCUCUAUGAAAAUGUCCCAAAUCACUGAAGAAGCAUGCAGGGAGGCAUCAGUCUACCGUGAUGCAGGGAUUGAUGGUGUGAUCAUUGAGAACAUGCAUGACAUCCCUUACUCGUUCUCUGUGGGCCCUGAGGUGUGCGCCUGUAUGACUGCGGUAUGCACUGCUGUGAGAGACAUCUGCCCACUCCUGCCGAUCGGAGUGCAAAUACUGUCUUCUGCUAACCAGCAGGCGCUGGCCGUAGCCCUGGCUUCAGGUCUGGAUUUCAUCAGGGCUGAGGGUUUUGUCUUUUCUCACGUGGCUGACGAGGGCCUCCUGAAUGCCUGUGCCGGAGACUUACUGAGGUAUCGCAAACAGAUUGGAGCUGAGCAUGUGCAGAUCUUCACUGACAUCAAAAAGAAGCACAGCUCCCAUGCCCUGACAUCAGAUGUGAGCAUUGAAGAGACAGCUCGUGCUGCGGAGUUCUUCCUCUCAGAUGGACUCAUCAUCACAGGAGCAGCCACAGGUGCAGAGGCUGACCUGAGGGAGCUCAGAGAGGUUUCCCAGGCUGUGAGAAUCCCAGUGUUGAUUGGUUCUGGAGUGACCUAUGACAAUGUGGGACGCUACCUUGAUGCAAAUGGAAUGAUCAUCGGUUCUCAUUUCAAGGAGGGGGGCCACUGGGCCAACGCGGUCGACCCGGAGAAAGUGAAGAGGUUCAUGGGAAAGAUACGCGACCUUCGAAAAUGAAAAGGGUCUUUUUCCAGGUUUUGAAUGAUUUUCUGCAUGGUCUCAAUAAAGGUCUUAAAAAGUCAGAUUUAAUUUGGAGAACACUGCAGAGACACACCUCUGUACCCUUACUGU
This is a messenger RNA of Toxotes jaculatrix (banded archerfish), 958 nucleotides long. RefSeq lists its product as uncharacterized. The record is from RefSeq and is a predicted model, not a curated record. The transcript is spliced from 6 exons. The coding region runs from base 38 to 844 and encodes 268 amino acids. Lineage: Eukaryota; Metazoa; Chordata; Actinopteri; Toxotidae.